AUGCAGUACACACUACACUAACCAAUUUCUGUUACACUUUUUGCAGCUGGAUUUUGUAAGCGUGACAGUUCACAGUACCCGUGAUUUAUUGAUCAUAUCUAUUGUCGCCACGUUGUGCCAUAUAAAAAGGCUGACGAAAUUAGUCGUGCAUUUCACAGUGAAUAAAAGCGUCGCACAAAAUGGUACUGGACUUGGAUUUGUUUCGCAGCGACAAAGGAGGCAAUCCCGAAGCCGUGCGCAACAAUCAAAAAAAGCGCUUCAAAGAUGUGGCUCUUGUCGAAACGGUAAUUGACAAGGACGGCGAAUGGAGACAGCGUCGCCAUCGUGCCGACAACCUCAACAAGGUGAAGAACGUCUGCAGCAAAGUGAUUGGCGAGAAAAUGAAGAAGAAGGAACCCGUCGGUGCCGAGGGCGUUGAAGUGCCUGCCGAUGUGCGUGCCGAUCUAACUCAAGUCACUGCGGAUGCACUGCACCCCCUGACUGUCAAUCAGAUCAAGCAGGUUCGUCUCCUCAUCGACGAUGCCAUGACUGAGAACCAAAAAGAAAUGGAUCUGGCUGAAGUGGCACGCAACACAGCGCUGCGUGAGGUGGGUAAUCAUUUGCAUGAAUCGGUGCCCGUGUCCAACGAUGAGGACGAGAAUCGUGUGGAGCGCACUUUUGGUGAUUGCGAAAAACGCGGCAAGUACUCGCAUGUGGAUCUCAUUGUGAUGAUUGACGGCAUGAAUGCCGAGAAGGGCGCCGUUGUCUCCGGUGGACGUGGCUAUUUCCUCACUGGCGCUGCUGUCUUCUUGGAGCAGGCGCUCAUACAGCAUGCGCUCCACUUGCUCUAUGCUCGCGACUAUGUGCCACUGUAUACACCCUUCUUUAUGCGCAAGGAAGUCAUGCAGGAGGUGGCCCAGCUCUCUCAGUUCGAUGAAGAACUCUACAAAGUGGUGGGCAAGGGCAGCGAACGCGCAGAGGAGGUUGGCAUUGACGAGAAGUACUUGAUUGCAACCUCUGAACAACCGAUUGCCGCCUAUCAUCGCGACGAAUGGUUGCCCGAGGCAUCGCUUCCCAUCAAAUACGCCGGCUUGUCCACCUGCUUCCGCCAGGAGGUUGGCUCCCAUGGUCGUGACACACGCGGCAUCUUUCGCGUUCAUCAAUUCGAGAAGGUGGAACAGUUCGUGCUCACCUCGCCACAUGACAACAAGUCCUGGGAAAUGAUGGAUGAGAUGAUUGGCAAUGCCGAGCAGUUCUGUCAAUCCCUGGGCAUUCCAUAUCGUGUGGUCAACAUCGUUUCGGGAGCUCUCAAUCACGCUGCCUCUAAGAAACUGGAUUUGGAAGCUUGGUUUGGCGGCAGCGGCGCCUACAGGGAGCUGGUCUCCUGCUCCAAUUGCCUCGACUACCAGGCACGUCGUCUGCUUGUUCGCUACGGCCAGACGAAGAAGAUGAACGCCGCUGUCGACUAUGUUCACAUGCUGAAUGCCACAAUGUGCGCGGCUACACGCGUUAUUUGCGCCAUCCUCGAGACACAUCAGACAGAAACGGGCAUCAAGGUGCCGGAGCCGCUCAAGAAGUAUUUGCCGGCCAAGUUCCAGGAUGAGAUUCCGUUUGUGAAACCAGCGCCUAUCGAUUUGGAGCAGGCUGCAGCUGCAGAGAAGCAAAAGUCAAAGAAGGAGAAGACCAAGAAGGAAUCGGCUGCUGCUUAAAACGUGAUUCAGAUGCAGAUGCAGCUUCUAAAUCCUCAUUUAUUACUCGGCAUACAUUAAGCUUUUAAAGUCCACAAAAUGUGUUAUAUUACUUACGACAAAAACAAAAACAUACUACAAUAUUUAUCGCAUUUAACUGCAAAUGUUUUCUAAUUAAAGACGCUUUCAAAUGCAAGACACUCGAA
This is a messenger RNA of Drosophila nasuta, 1873 nucleotides long. RefSeq names its product Seryl-tRNA synthetase (gene SerRS). Gene Ontology annotation, molecular function: ATP binding; serine-tRNA ligase activity. Gene Ontology annotation, biological process: seryl-tRNA aminoacylation. NCBI's taxonomy places the organism in Eukaryota, Metazoa, Arthropoda, Insecta, Diptera, Drosophilidae. Bases 180 to 1688 code for a protein of 502 amino acids. The transcript has a single exon. The record is from RefSeq and is a predicted model, not a curated record.